AAAAGCCAUAUAAUACACUGCUCUGGACAGAACGCCACAGUCAUCAGCCGCAAUCAGCCAUGGAUUUCAAACUGGCGCUAGUCUUCCUCGUACUUGUCGCCCUCGCCGGCCAGUUCGUAUACGCGGAUAUGUAUUACGACCGCUUUUCGGAGCGAGCGAAGGUGGUGGCCGGUUCCAGUUACAAGUGCUCCCCCGGCACCACCACCGUAAAGAUCGUCGCCAUCACGCGGGCGAGGGAUUCCGAGUCGGAGUCGGACAGCCAGGAGGCUCUUCGGACCCACAUGAACUCCGGGAUAGAGGAGAAGAGAUGCCUGAUCUGCGUCUGCUCCGUGGACGGCACGGAGGAGCACUGCCGGGGCCGGCCGGCGCGCAACGCCAACGAGUGCCUGCGCAUGGACUCCUUGAGGGCGGAGAUGGAGCGCGGCCUGCCCUACGACCACGACAGGAUCCUGGCGUACCGCAUCCGGCGAGUUGGUAAUGUCAAUAGUUCUACACAGUGUACGCCGUUCGUGUCUGAGUACAACGAUUGCUCGGAGGAAAAUCAGUGCUCCGGCUGCACUCGGUGCACCUGUGACAAGGACGGCAACUGGGAGUGCAAGAACGUGGUUGACUGUGCUGCUGAUAAUGAUGAUGAAGAACCAGUAGCAUUGGACGUUACCCUGGACACCCUACUUGAAGAAUUGAAGGAGAGAAAGAAAAACCGAGUGUUAACGCCAGCACCAAAACCUAAGAGUGAUGUCGUAGUUGGAAGAGCCACGUUUGAAGAUUAUUUCUCGCUACCACCCAGAUUAAAGAGGUCGGUUGAGAGCGAUAGUUUAACAAGCGACGAUCCUGAAAAUCGAACAAUAAAGUUUUAUAAUACCGGAAAUGAAAUUCACGAAGAUACAUUAAAAAGAAGUACUAAUGACUCUGGAACUGUUAAAGCCCACAAGUUUGGUAUAGAAGCUGUACCAAAAAAUGCAAGGAGAACUUCUUCGAAUCAAAACUAUAGCAAAACAAUACACAAUAUGCUGCAUAUUGAACCGACGCAAAAUACAGAAUUUGAUCAAGGUGGAGAAAAUAAAAUAGAAUCUUCAAACAAUGAAAAAGUUUUACAAAAUAAAAACAUAGUUGGUAACUACUCUCAAAGUAAAAAGAAUGCAGAAAUAUCAAAAAUGGUUGCUAAUGAAUUGAAAGAUGGCAUAGAAAUUAUAGGAGAAAAGGGUUUAAAUCCAGUGUCUAAUAUAACAUUCACUCCGGAAAAUGAUACAGUAGUGGCAAUGGCGUAUGUGGCGGGAAAUCUUUUAAAUAAGUUAUGGGAGAUGGAAAAAUAUACAGGAUAUAGUACUAUGGGGGCAGACACGCUUAAACAUGAAAAAAUUAAUGAAUUACUAGAUUUAUUUAAAGAGCCUUUGAGCAUAAAACAAGAAACUUUGCUAAAAAAUGCACUAGAAAAGUUAGCCAAGUCUAUUGUUAAAAAUAAAAAUAUUAAUAACUUUACGUUUUGUGAAACUUUCCAUAUUAAUGACGAUAAUGAAAUGCCUUCAAGUGACAGCGAGAGCAGCGAUGAAAUUGAUUUUCAAUUUAAAACAAAAAAUAGUGAUAAUAAACCAUCGUUGACAAAGAGAAUAGAUUCAAAUAGAAAAAUUAAAACUUUAUCCAAAAUGAAAAAUAUUUUAGAUUCAAUAAAUGAUUUAGAAAAAGUUCAAAGAAAUAUUGAAGAUGUGGGGAGAUCACCGGCUAUGCUUAGCUCGACAAAACAUGAACAUUCUGGUUCGCCAGCACCAGACACUAUUAAAUCUUUUAGAAAUGUUGUAAAUAAAAUAUCUAAGCUUCUCAUGCCAACGACAAAUGUACGAGGUGACAAAAAGGGUGAUAUCAAAAAUGAUGAUAAUAUGACGUUCAAAGACCAGCUUAUAUUACAAUACAUAAAACUCAUAGAGAGUAAUUCAAGCUGUUUCCAGUUCAAUAAUAAUUUAGAGACAGAAGCACAAACGUCGAUUUUAAAAAUUGAGGGAAACAUCCUUAAUAACAUUUCAGAGUUUCUGAAAAUAAAAUCUUUUGAAGAUCUAGUUAAAAUAUUGAAAAAAGAGACAAAGAUAGACCCUAUAAAACAAAUAAUUACAACGACUCCAAAAUCUGAGCUCAGAAGCGAACAGGAGAAAUCAAUCAAAUCAAUCCCACGUGGAGAAAAUACGACUAAAAUGAAAACUGUUAAAGAAAACCUAAAGAAACAUUUAAAAGCAGUAAUUGACGACUUGAUACAAAUUCAGAGUGAGAAUAACAGUAGCGAAGUAAAAAAGAUUAACAUAGCUCAAGCUCUACCUUGCAUUUAUGGUUUACUGAAUGAAAAGAAGCCCAAUUUUACCAAACCAAAAAAUACAGAAGCGUCUAUUCAAAAUAUAAAAACAUUAUUUAAUGAUUUGAAAGCAGAUUUAAAAACCGGUGGCCCAACUCGGAGACAACAUUCGCCUGAAGCAUCAUCGCAGUCGAUAAAAGUUUUUGAGAGAAUUUUAAAAAGUAUGGAUAAAUUGCUCAAGCAAAAAUCUCGCAGAAACUCGAUGCAAACCAAACCCAAGACAGUUGGACAAAUUGAAAGCAUGAUCGAUAAAGCAAAAUUAACUCAUAGCUUAUUUGAUAACAUGAAAGUGUUAUCAAACAUUACUGAGAAGAAUCAGCUAAUGUUACUCAAAGCUAUAGAAGCUGAAACAAAUAAAAAAGAAAGUAUAUUGACAAACUUACAAAAAUCUAUGGAAGUUAUUGCGCAACUACCUGCUGAUAAACAAAGAAAGAUAGAGGAUUUCAUCGAAACUACUAACAAAAAUAUUGAUUUGGGCCACAGACUGCUCGAAAAUAUUAAAAAAAAAAUAAACGUUAAAGAAUUGACAACAUCAGCGCCGGAAAAUACUGAUAGUGAAGGAGCAACCGGCCGAAAAUCAGACGAGGCUUCAGAGUAUCGUAAAAGUAACUACAGAUUCACUAGAGAUCAAAUCGUAAGUCAGCUAAUCAAGAACCGCGUUACCGCUUACAUGAAGAAGAGAGAGGCCAUGGGGAUGGACCUAAGCAACAAUAUUAAGUAUCUAGUGGCUGGAAAAAUUUUGUCGAAGCUGAGAGACGGUAACCAUGAAUUGGCCAAGGAGCUUUUUGAAAUUUUCAUCAACACUGGCGACGGAGACGCUAUUUACUUCGAAAACGAUCGUGAUAGAAAACCCGACCCAAGUGUUAUUAAGCCCAGCAACAUCCUUGGGGAUGUUUUGGAUGAGUCCGAUUUGGAAGCAAUGGAUGCCACCCGUUCUCAACCCCCUGUCGACUACCUGAAGAAUUUGCCCUAUGUCUUUAAAUAAAUAUUAUGCCAAUUAA
This is a messenger RNA of Aricia agestis (brown argus), 3339 nucleotides long. RefSeq lists its product as uncharacterized. The transcript is spliced from 8 exons. The record is from RefSeq and is a predicted model, not a curated record. Bases 60 to 3323 code for a protein of 1087 amino acids. NCBI's taxonomy places the organism in Eukaryota, Metazoa, Arthropoda, Insecta, Lepidoptera, Lycaenidae.